CAGAGGCGGGGGGUUCCUGUCCCCGCGUCCCGGGCCGGGCCGUCUCCCCGGCAUGCUGAGGCGGCCGCCCCCGUCGCCGAGCGCAGCCUCCUGGGCCCGCGGCCGCCUAUGUCGCUCCACGCUGCUGCGCCGGACUCUGUGCCCCGGCUGGGAUGUGACCGGCCCGCGCUCGCCCGGUGCUGCCAACAAUGGAGGCUCAGUAUGAUGGCACUGAAGUAACUGUAGUGAUGGAGGAAAUAGAGGGCACCUACACCUAUGCAUCUCCAGUACCAUCUAAGAAGAAGAAAAAAUACAAAAGUCCUGGAGAUCAAGGGGAAAAGGCCAAAAAACCCAGAUCUGCUUACCUCCUGUACUAUUAUGAUAUAUACUUGAAAGUACAGCAGGAGCUCCCCCACCUCCCCCAAUCUGAAAUUAACAAGAAGAUCAGUGAGAGCUGGAGGUUGCUCAGUGUGGCUGAAAAAAGCUACUAUUUGGAAAAGGCCAAACUGGAAAAAGAAGGAUUGGACCCGAAUUCCAAGCUGUCCACUCUGACUGCUGUAGUUCCAGACAUUCCAGGUUUCCGUAAAAUCCUCCCUCGUUCGGAUUACAUAAUUAUCCCCAAAACCACUCUUCAGGAGGACAGGAGCAAGCAGCACCUAGAACUCUGCGUGGCACAGGGCCAAACAGCAUCUGAUGGAGUAACAGCUUCCACCAACAUCACGAAUGUUGCCCAUGAUGCCAUGCAAAACAUCCUUUCUAUGGACUCAAGCCAUGUUGGCAUUUCUGAACAGUGCAUCGCCAUUGAAGGACUGGCGGAAGAGACUGCCUCAUUUGGUCAGUCAGACACUAUAGAAGAAGUAGUUGCUUCAGAGAUCCUCUCUCAUUAUGUCAGACCCAUAGCAGAUAAAAUGACUGGAGAUAUCCUCCUGGAUGAGGCUUCUUUGGAAAUAGGAGAGGGACAUCCAUAUCAGACUACUAGUGUGGUUAUUGAAGAGACUCUGGUUAGCAGCUGCAGAGACAUCUCCAAUGGGAGCAUUGCUGUGGCACAACCCCAGGUUUCUGAUGGUUUGUCUGUGGUAACAGUGGUGACCGGGAGGGACACAGAUGAGAGCAGCUCCUCCAUGCCCACCACACAGUUUAUUAUGCUACCUCUCCCAGCUCACUCUGUUGUGGAGAACCCAACAUCAAUCAAACUGACAACCACUUACACCCGCAGGGGCCAUGGAAACUGCACCAAUCCUGGUUGUUCUUUUACUUAUGUCACCAGACACAAACCACCAAAGUGCCCAAAGUGUGGGAACUUCCUGGGAGGGAAAUGGAUCCCAAAGGAAAAGCAACCAAAAUGCAAAGCUGAGCAGAGUUCAGGUAUCCCCCUCAAAGCGCCAGGGGCUAAAAGAAGCCAGCAGCUCAUAGCCACAGAGAAGGCAGCUGCUCAGGAGGAUGCCACCAAGUCUACCCUGGAAAGUUCUGAAGCAGUCAGCCAGCUACUGAACGCAGUGCCUAUUCAGGAGCAGAUACAGGACACUGAAUGGGAAGAAGUGAUCAUCUCUGAGGCUCACAUCCUUGCAAACAAUGGGCAAGCCCAGGACAGAGGGAAUGCAGCAGCAGUAAUGCUGGCUAAAGAUAGCGAUGUGCAGGGCAACUCCUUAGAGCAGCCCGAGAAAGACAACAUAGGGAUAGGGUCACAGCCAUCUGCUGAGAUGACAAGUCCACUUGCCAGUCCUCCUGCCACUGUAAAAAAGCCAAUGGGAAUUGAUGCUCUUGCUGCUGCUCCCAAAGGACAAGAACUGAAGAGCAAACCAAAACCCAAGCCCUCUUUACUGGCUGCUGCGAGACCCAUGAGAGCAAUCCUACCUGCCCCUGCUAGCUUGGGGAGGGAAGCCCGCACAGAGCAGCUCAGCAGCCGACAGGGCUUUCCAAGUAACGAUAAGCAUUCCCCUGUGAGAGCCUCGGGCCUGAAGCCCAGUACGCUGAAGCAGUUGGGUCAGUCUGUCCUACAGACAUCUAGCAUUAGUGAGCGAAAGCUCCACAGCAGCCCAACCGGCAGGGCAUCUCAGGUGAAGGUAGUGGAGGUCAAACCAGACGUAUUUCCCUCCUAUAAGUACAGCUGCACCGUAACUUUGGAUUUGGGAUUGGCAACAUCACGUGGCAGAGGGAAGUGUAAGAACCCCUCCUGUAGCUAUGUAUACACAAAUAGACACAAACCGCGGAUCUGUCCCAGCUGUGGCUACAACCUCGCCAAAGAUAGAGCUGAGAAAACUGUGAAAUCCCUGGAGGUCAGCUCUGGUCUUCCUGAUGUGUUGAACACCAGUGAGCCCCUAACACAGUCUCAGAAAGAGAUCCAGCGCCAAUCAACACUGCAGCUGCUGCGCAAGGUAAUGCAAAUCCCAGAGAAUGAGUCGGAACUGGCAGAGGUCUUCACACUCAUCCACGAACUCAACAGCUCACGGCUUAUCCUGUCCAACGUGAGUGAGGAGACGGUCACCAUCGAGCAGACCUCCUGGUCAAACUAUUAUGAGUCUCCAUCUACGCAGUGCCUCCUCUGUAACAGCCCUUUGUUCAAAGGGGGACAGAAUUCUCUCGCUGGUCCGCAGGAGUGCUGGUUGCUGACUUCGAACCGUUUACAGGUGGUUACUGCCCAGGUCAAAGUGUGUUUGAAUCUGCAGUGCCUGGCCCUGCAUAGCUUCACAGAUAUAUACACAGGCCUGUUCAACGUGGGUAACAAGUUGUUAGUGAGCCUGGACCUUCUGUUCACUGUCCGAAACCAUAUUAAACUUGGAGAGGAUCCCAAAGUAGCAGUUGGCAGCAUCCUGGAAUCUGUGCAGGAACAGACUGAGAAAACCCUGAGCCCCGAGGAGCUGAGUCAGCUCCAGGAGCUGCUGUGCAGUGGCUAUUGGGCCUUUGAGUGCCUCACUAUUCGGGACUACAAUGAUAUGAUCUGUGGAGUCUGUGGCAUUGCACCCAAGAUUGAGAUAGCUCAGAGGAAUGCAGAAAAUGUCCUGGCACUAAAGAACAUUGAGUUUACCUGGCCGGAGUUCUUGUCAUCCAGCGAGGUAAAUGUGGAAGAUUUCUGGUCCACGAUGGAGACAGAAGUGAUAGAGCAGGUGGCGUUCCCAUCUAGCAUCCCGAUCACCAAGUUUGAUGCCUCUAUUGUUGCCCCCUUUUUCCCACCACUGAUGAGAGGAGCUGUGGUUGUCAACACUGAGAAGGACAAGAACCUAGAUGCACAUCCGGUGCCAGGUAGUGGGAGUGCUUUGGUGAGGCUGCUUCAGGAAGAAUCCUGCAAACUGGAGCAGAUCAACUCUUAUAGUGAGGAAGAGCUGCAGUAUUUCUUGACACAGUGCAGCAUCCCCUGGGGGGCAGCAGACACGAAGGACCAGCUCUGUUACUCUCUCCUGGCUCUCUAUGACUUUGUACAGAAUGGGGCAGAUGCCAAACAACCCCUAGUCCACCACACAGGAGGCAAAAUCUACAAAGUGUGUCCACAUGAGGUGGUGUGUGGCUCAAAGUACAUUGUGAGAGGGGAAAGUGCCCGGGACCACGUGGACCUGCUAGUCUCCUCACACCACUGGCCACCAGUCUAUGUGGUGGAUAUGGCGUCUUCGGUGGCAUUGUGUGCAGAUAUCUGCUGCCCUGACCUGACUGUUCAGAUGUGGGGGAAAAAACAGGGAUGCUUCUCUGAUCCCAUGGAGCCCCCAACGUGUGUGUCCUGCCCGGAGCUGUUAGACCAACACUACAGUGUAGAUAUGACUGUAGCUGAACACUCUGUCCAGCACCCAGUCACCAAAUCCACAGCCCGCCGAAUUGUUCACACCGGGGCAGAGCGGAACAGCCAGAGUGAUGCAACUGCUCGGCACCAUUCCAUCUCACUGUGCCAAGAGCUAGAGCCUUACAGUGCCAUCAUCACUGCCAUCAAUGACAGCAAAACCAGCAACGUCCGCCAAAGGCCCAUCACCUUCAACAAUGCCACCCACUAUUACCUCUACAACCGCCUGAUGGAUUUCUUCACCAGCAGGGAGAUCGUGAACCGGCAGAUCCAUGAAAUCGUGCAGGGCUGUCAGCCCGGUGAAGUGGUGAUCCGAGACACGCUGUACCGACUGGGAGUGGCACAGAUCAAGACAGAAACAGAGGAGGAGGAAGAGGAGAACCAGGAAGAUGAUGGAGAGGUUGCUGAAUAAACUGCUCUCAACUGGUGGUUAGUCCCUUUCUAACCAUGCAGAUGAGCAUGCUGGGCUGCCUCAAGGUCUUGGCAGACUGGCCAGGCUUAACUGUGGGAGGUAGUUGGUUUUUGUUUUUUUUUUUUUAAACAAAGAAGCUAAGAUACUGCUGACUUUGACUGCUUACACUGACCAAAGAGCCGUGUGCUUCCAGAGGAUCGUGAUUGCUGCUGUGAGCAUAAGUUCCGUUAACAUCCUUGCUUACAGGAUGGGAUUCCCUUCCAAGGUGCUUCUUGGACCCAUUGAUUUGUCGUGCAAUGUGCUGUUCUCACGCAGCAGCUGGGUGGGUGAAGGUGCGGGGGAUCAAUUUCCAGUCCCUGGGAAUGUCUGAGAUGGAAAAGCACAGGGUUGUGUGUUUUUGUUUUUGGUUUUUUUUCUUCCAUGGAUCUUGUUUGCUGACCUUGUUAAUGUCAUCAGUACAGGGAUGGUUGAGGAGGAGCAGGAAGGAAGAAAGGUGGAUGAAAAUGUCCAAGUCUCUUUCUUCCCGCCCCCCCCCCCAAAAAAAAAAACACCCCAAACACCCACCUUUGCUCUGAAUGGAUUAGCAUCAUACACUGACAUUCCUGCUUUGGAAUCACCCCUUCCACCUGGCUAUGCAUUCAAAAGGAUUAUGUUGGGUGGCCUGCAGCUUUAAAAUAGUCAUGUCUGGGUAGCCUCACGGGAGGUGUUGGUGCCCAGAACUGAGUUAAGCAGUCAUAUGGGGGGAGGGGGGUGCUCCCUGUUGUCCUGGUUUCAGUAACUGCAGUACUGCAGGUAUUUAGCCUGUGGAGAGGUGUGUCUGAGUUUCUAGGACUGUUAGCUCCUUAACAGGAGGAGCAGUAAUAAUUAUUUAGAUCUUGAUGGUUAUCUGCGUUACAGAAGAGUUGAACUUGAUGGGUUGCCCUUGACUUGGCUAGCCAAGGGCUAACAAACUUCUUUAAGGACUGCUUUGAGCUGUCUAAGGUGGCAACCUUUUAAAUCAGCAAGGCACUCAAAUUCCACGCACUUCUUUUUGGGCACUUUAUUCUUUUAGCUGUUACAUCCCAUUCAUGGACUUUGAGGAAAAUUUAUAUUUGUCCUACAAUUGGGGCUGAAUGGCGAAAGACAGCCAUGCAGCACUAACAGGAGGCAGUGAAUGCAUCGUAACCAGAGAGGUCCACGAAGAGAGAUUUUUAUAAUCCUCUCCCUACUGAGACUGUGGUUGAGAGGGCUGCAUCCACUCUGCUUUCUGGACCCUUUGCAGAGUGUGGUAACCCAUCCUGCCAUUAUCCCCACAGCACUGUAAACCUUAAGUGGGUCUGUGCUAUCUAUACACUGCCCUCACGAUUUUCUUUUGAUGAGCCAGGUUGAGUCCCCCUUCCCUCCAGCAUAUUUAAACAGCAGCUCAAACCCUGUUUGUAUAGCUGCUUGCAUUGUCCACUGACACCCUUUCUCUGCUGCUGGCCAUAAAUCUCAAAAUACACACGUCUAGUCCGGCUCAAACAAGGUAGAAGGUGGGAUACUGGAAUGGUGGGGAAACCAGGAAAACUUCCAGGAAGCCUGUUCCUUGUGUCGUCAGAACAGUGGAAAAGAGACUUGUGGUGUGGAUGAAAAUUCCCUUCUGUGAAGGGGAACCUACUGAGUACCAUAUCGUAAAUGUAUUAAAUCUGAGCAAAUGCAGUAAUUAUGGUUUGGGGGGUUUCUGUUUAAAAAUGUUAAUUUAUUAUAAAAGACAUUAGUGACUUUUUUCAGUCAAUGAUAAAUUUUAAUAAAUUAUCUCCAAUUUUUUGGGUGAAACUAU
Gopherus evgoodei (Goodes thornscrub tortoise) is the source of this 5955-nucleotide messenger RNA. It is a transcript of the gene HMGXB3, whose product is annotated as HMG-box containing 3. The transcript is spliced from 20 exons. NCBI's taxonomy places the organism in Eukaryota, Metazoa, Chordata, Testudines, Testudinidae. Bases 189 to 4157 code for a protein of 1322 amino acids. The record is from RefSeq and is a predicted model, not a curated record.